AUGUCUUCUUCUAAGGAAUUACCGAAAGGUAAACCUGAAGUGAAAACCGCUUCACCAGCCGGAAAGCUUUUUACAUCUAUAAGGGAGCUCUCGUCGCACCUCAAGUUCUCAUAUUCGAAGCCGACGAUAGACAAUCUCGUUUUCAAACUGCACUACAAGGUGACGGUGGCCAUUCUGCUGGCCUCCAUGUUCCUGGUCUGCGCGAGGGAGUACUUCGGCUCCAAUAUCGAGUGCACAUCAGACAAGGGAGUUCCAGAUAAGGUCAUUAAGACCUACUGCUUCUUUGUGGGUACAUUAACUAUCGUCCGGCAUUAUAACGAAAGCCUGCUGCAGUCGGGGUUCCUACCGCACCCCGGUGUCGGCCCGAUAUCGGAGACUGACCAGGUUUCGCAUCAUAAAUAUUACCUGUGGGUGCCGUUCGUGUUGGUCUUUCAAAGCAUCUGCUUUUAUAUUCCACAUUACUAUUGGAAACUCAAUGAAGGAGGCAGAAUAAAAGCUCUAGUGGACGGACUGCAGUACUCCGCCUUGGCUCUUGGAGACAACGAUAUGAAGUUAGGUGAGAGAGAGGUGCCAUCCAAAAUGACCCUCGACAAAAAGAUCAACCUUAUCAAGGAAGACAUCAUAUUGCGAUUGAGGUUAUCCCGCACGUGGUCGACGUGGCUCGUGGCGAUGGAAGUGGUGAACUUGCUAAAUGUAACCUUCCAGAUCUGGUUAAUCAAUGAAUUCCUCAACGGCCACUUCUAUGACCUCGGCCUCAAGGUGCUGGAGUUCAGGAACUGGAACAACAUCGCCGAUCCCUUGGAGACUGUGUUUCCGAAGGUAACAAAAUGCAUAUUCCACAAGUAUGGUCCGAGCGGGUCCAUCCAGCAGCACGACGCGUUGUGCGUGAUGGCACUCAACAUCAUCCACGAGAAGAUCUAUACCACUCUCUGGUUCUGGCUUCUUUUCCUCUUCACUGCAUCGUUAUUGGCCGUGAUCUGGCGAGCGGUGUCGUUCUUCCUGUAUCGCCGUUCCUACCGCUUCAGCUUCAUGGGGUUCCACAGCGCGGGAAACUUAGGUUUCAACAACGUGAUCCGCGUUAUCCACGGCACCCAGUUCGCCGACUGGCUGUUCCUCAAUUACCUUGGCAAUAACAUGAAGUCAGUCGUGUUCGAGCAACUGUUCACGGCAUUGGCUGAGGAGUUGGGGAAUAAAGAGUUGAUGUUGGACUACCAAGGACGCGAGCAGAAAGGUGCAGAGCCCGUGCUUGUGGGACAUGUGUACUUCGAUGACGAAACAUUACCACUUCAACAGGAUAAGAAGGAUUCAUAG
Messenger RNA from Chilo suppressalis (striped riceborer), 1311 nucleotides. NCBI's taxonomy places the organism in Eukaryota, Metazoa, Arthropoda, Insecta, Lepidoptera, Crambidae. The record is from the annotation of a GenBank genome assembly.